This is a messenger RNA of Paramecium pentaurelia, 1602 nucleotides long. Lineage: Eukaryota; Ciliophora; Oligohymenophorea; Peniculida; Parameciidae. The record is from the annotation of a GenBank genome assembly.
AUGGCCUUUACUCUAGGAAUGAUGCCAUCACCUAAAUAGAUUGAAAGAGGUGAUAAAACUGUGGAAAUAACAAAAAUAUGUUCCAUAAAAUUUACAACUUUUGAUGUAUUUCCAGAUCACAUAAUAUAACUACUAUUUCAUUAUCAUUAAUUAAUAACAUAUGAUGAGGAUUGCGAUUUUGAAGAAUCCAUUUAGAAUGUAAAUUUAAAAGUUGAUGGAGCAUUGAAAUUUGAGAUUAGUUUAGAAAGUAAUGAACAAUUAUAUUGGGUUAAAAAUACAAAAGAAGAAGCUUAUGAAUUAGAAAUAGAUGAAAAUUUAAAUAUAAAGAUAUAAGCAUAAAAUCAUUGGGGUUUAGCAAGAGCUCUUGAUACUGUAAAUCAAUUAGCCAUAAAUAAUGAAAUAGAGAAUGUAAUCUAUAUAAAUAUUAUAAUAGUUACCUAUUUAUAUAAGUGAUGAGCCUUAAUAUAUUCAUAGAGGAGUAAUGAUAGACACAGCCAGGAAUUUUUUACCUGUAAAAUUAAUAAAGAGAACUAUUGAUGCUUUAGUAAUAAAUAAAUUGAAUGUUUUACAUUGGCAUAUUACAGAUGAUGAAAGUUUUCCACUCUUAUUAAGUAAUUAUAGUUAAAUAACAAAUAAUUCAAAAUAUUAGAAAGAUGGAUAUUUUACAAAGGAAGAUGUUUAAGAUAUUAUAUAAUAUGCUUCAAUAAGAGCAGUAUAAAUAAUACCUGAAAUAGACACACCAGCACAUGUUCAUUCUUGGGGUAGAUCAUCUGAAUUAUCAGAAAUUAUAAUUACAUGUGAUACUAAUAUAAAAUAAUAUGGAUAAUUAGAUCCAACUUUAGAAUUUACAUAUGAAGUCUUAAAGUCUGUAAUGUAAGAUUUGAAUGAUAUGUUUGCUAAAGUAUAAUUUAUUCAUUUUGGUGGUGAUGAAGCUAGUAUUUAAUGUUUUGAAUAAAAACCAUCCAUUAAAGAAUUUAUGGAUUAACAUGGAAUAGCUAACUAUUUUGAUCUUUAAGUUUAUUAUAUUGGAAUAUCUAAAUUAUUUAAGAAAUUAACUAAUUAAUAAAAUAAAAUUUUAUUUUAAUUAAACAUUUAUUUCUCUAUAGAAAAAGAUAAAAAGAUAUUUGGAAUAAUUAAAUUAAAUCACAAAAGAAAAUCAUUUAUUGGUAUAAUAAAAAAGAUUAACUUCCUGCAGAUUAAGAUGAUAUUAUAUAAUGGUGGGGUCUAUCUUCUUAGCUUAAUGAAGUAAAAAAUAGGCCUAAUUCAUUUAUCUUAAGCGAUUUUCAUCCUUUAUAUCUUGAUAUUGGUGUUGGAAAUGCUUUUGGGGAUAGAUAUGAUAAAUAUUAAGCAUGGAAGGAUGUCUAUAAAUGGAACCCAAAAAUUCCACAUAAUUUUUAAGGAAAUAUUUUAGGAGGUGAAACCCUACUUUGGGGUGAAACUAACAAUUAAAAUACUCACUUUUAAAAAUUAUUUUUAAGAUCAUCAAUUUUAAGUGAUACGUAAAUAAAAUUAAUAUAAAUAGUUUAUGGAAUCCAGAAAUUAAAAAGUAAGAAUAAUUUUGGAAAUUUACCUAAAGAUUAAGUGAUAUGGAAGAUAGAAUGA